GGCAAUGGUCCGUCCUUCGACAGCCUAUAAGUAAGGGCUGUUUGGCACCUUCUGCCCCCUAACAACCUUCUUGCUCGUUGUCGCUGUCCACCCCACAGCUGAUAGCCCAAUGUCUCCUAUUACCGAUGUCCUCACUGGCGCUCCGUACCGCGAUCUUGCCCUUGCGGCAGUUGCUCUUACGGCACUGGGAGUCUAUUACUACCUCACUCACCUGAAGAGGAAGGACAUGCCUCCCGGUCCACCACCGGCGCCGUUCGUCGGCAACAGGCACCAACUUCCCAAGCUCAAGCCUUGGAGAAAGUUCGCUGAAUGGAACGCAACGUACGGACCUGUGGUAUCGAUCUACCUGGGCAAGACACCUGUGAUCGUGCUCGGCACUGCACAAGCAGCAUGGGAUCUGCUCGAAAAGCGCUCCAACAUCUAUUCCUCCCGUCCGAGGUUCAUAAUGGCCCAAGAGAUCCUGAGCGACAACCGUCGUGGCCUGAUGAUGCCGAACAAUGCCGAAUGGCGCAAAUGGCGCAAGGUGCUCAACACGGGGUUCCAUAACCGCGCGGCAGACACGUACAAGCCUAUCCAGAGCUUGGAGAGCAAGCGCCUCAUGUUGGACAUGCAUCAGAAGCCGGAGAAGUUUGAGACGAACUUGCAGCGGUAUGCGGCUAGUGUCGUCGUCAGCGUUACCUAUGGAAGGAGGAUCGAAAACCUCAACGAGUGGAUCAUCCGGGAGAACGAUGCUGCUAUGGACUAUCUGACAAGCGUGAACAUCCCGGGCAAAUACGCUGUUGAGUCAUUCCCGAUUCUGCUCAAGCUUCCUCGCUGGAUGCAAAUCUUCCGCAAGGAAGCCGAGGAGCGCAAGGCGAAGGACAUCGAGCUCUAUACUCAUCUCGUGAACGAUGUGAAGACCAAGAUGAUGGAUGGGUCGUGCAAGCCUUGCUUGGUGAAGGAGCUGGUCGAUGCUGGAGAGGAGAAGACGGGAUUGGACGAGCUCGCACUCGCUUAUGCUUGCUCGACGCCGUUCGGUGCAGGUAUCGAGACUACCUCCGCGACACUGUUGACCAUGAUCCUGGCUCUCGUCCAUCACCCAGAAGUGCUCCGCAAAGCGCAGGAAGAGCUCGACCGCGUCAUCGGGCCAGACCGCAUGCCCACGUUUGAGGACUACGAUUCUCUCCCCUACAUACGGGCAACCUGCAACGAAGCGCUUCGCUGGCGACCCGUGGCCGUCCUCGGCGGCACCCCGCACGCAGUGACCGAGGACGACUGGUACAACGGCAUGUUCAUCCCUGCUGGCUCCACCGUCUUCGCCAACCUGGACGGUAUAAUGCGUGACCCAGUCAUGUUCCCCGACCCGGACAACUUCCUCCCCGAGCGGUUCCUGACGACUACCGACCCCAGGCUGAAAGACUUUGACCUGCCCUUCGGGUUCGGACGACGGAUAUGCCCCGGCCGGCAUUUGGCUUCCAACUCGAUCUUCCUCCUCGCAGCGCGUAUCAUGUGGGGGUUCAAUAUUUCUCCUGUGCCGGGCCAGCCACUGCCAGAUAUAUGGGACUACACGGAUGGGUUCAACAGCAAGCCUAAGCCGUUUAUGUGCGUCAUCAGGCCUAGGAGCGAUAAGGUUAGGAAGAUUGUGGAGAUCGAGGCGGAGAGUGCGAAGGAGGCGCUCGAGGCUUGGAGUUGGUAG
Molecule: messenger RNA, 1675 nt
Organism: Dacryopinax primogenitus
Lineage: Eukaryota; Fungi; Basidiomycota; Dacrymycetes; Dacrymycetales; Dacrymycetaceae
Product: cytochrome P450
Exons: 5
Coding region: 110-1675 (521 amino acids)
Molecular function (GO): monooxygenase activity; heme binding; oxidoreductase activity, acting on paired donors, with incorporation or reduction of molecular oxygen
Source: RefSeq, a predicted model, not a curated record